AUGGGCGCACAACAAUCAUCGGAUUCGAGCGCCGGGCCUUCAAAUGCACCCACGGUCGCAGAGAGGACAUGUUAUUAUGAGCUGCUGAGCAUUGAACGUGAUGCGACAGAGGAAGAGGUUGAAUAUGCGACCCAGCGUUUCGCCGAAGUCCAAACGGCGUACGAAGUCCUAUCCGAUCCGCAGGAACGAGCAUGGUAUGACUCCCACAGGGACUCUAUACUCAGGGGAACAGAGGAUACCGACAACGGAAGUCACCCGACGACGUAUCGCAACGUUCGCUUGACCUCUACCGAGGACAUCCACUCGCUCAUAAGUAAAUUCAAUGCCAGCGUUCCCUUCAAUGACGAGCCUUCUGGCUUCUUUGGGAUCCUGCGGGAGACAUUUGCCCAUCUUGCCCUGGAAGAGGAGGCGGCCGCGGACCAAGGAGAAGACCCGCGCAUGGUAACCUUCCCAACAUUUGGCUCGGCUGAGGAUGAGUAUGAGUCUUCCGUCAAGGCCUUCUACGCCGGUUGGUCUGGGUUCUCGACGCGGAAAUCUUUUGCGUGGUUCGACAAGUAUCGACUUUCCGACGCGCCUGACCGCCGCGUUCGUCGACUUAUGGAAAAGGAGAACAAAAAGAUCCGCGACGAUGCGAUCCGUGAAUUCAACGAAGCGGUGCGCUUCUUACUUGCAUUCGUCCGCAAACGGGAUCCUCGUUAUGCACCAAACACACGAACUGAUUCCGAGCGUCAGCAGUCGAUGCGUGAAGCCUCGGCUGCUCAAGCUGCAAAAGCCCGCGCGGCAAAUCAGCAGAAGAUGUCAACCUAUAAAGCUCCGGAGUGGACUACCACACGAGACGACAUCGGUGUCGAGGAUGGAGACAUAUAUGACGCCAUGAGUGAUGACACAGAGGAUGCAUCCGAAGAAGAGUUAUUCGAGUGCGUGGUGUGUGAUAAAACCUUUAAGAGUGGGAAGCAGCUUCAGUCUCACGCGCGAAGCAAAAAGCACCUUAAAGCCGUUGACAGACUACGGUGGCAAAUGCGUAAAGAGGGCACCGAUCUGGAUCUAGAGCAUGAAACUGUUGAAUCCAAGGUUGGCGGUCUGUCGUUCGAUGAUGUACGGUCUGAUACUACGGCUGCUGAAAUCAACGCUCCGCAAGAUGCCGGUUCUGAUGCGAGCGUUGCUGAAAAAGCCAGGGACAAUGUUGUCGAGAACUUGGACCCUGACGACACCAUCCGCAGCCACGACGAAAAGGAAGACCCUGGCGACGACGAAUAUGCGCCUCGAAGUCAAAUCGAGGAUCGUUUGAAUGACUCGCAGCCCAAUUUUCAAAGACCUCAGGUAGGAUCAGAUCUUUCGCAGCAAGACGAAAAGCCGGCGGAAAUGGAAACAAUACCAGGCAAGAAGAUGGGCAAAGCCAAAGCCAAGCGCGAGAAGAAGGCAGCCCAGCGUCGGCAGGACGAAACACUCGUAAGCCGAUCCCCUCUUCUUUCAAUUAUUAACCUCUGA
Molecule: messenger RNA, 1488 nt
Organism: Emericellopsis cladophorae
Lineage: Eukaryota; Fungi; Ascomycota; Sordariomycetes; Hypocreales; Bionectriaceae
Exons: 2
Coding region: 1-1488 (495 amino acids)
Cellular component (GO): cytoplasm
Molecular function (GO): zinc ion binding; nucleic acid binding
Source: RefSeq, a predicted model, not a curated record